Monodelphis domestica (gray short-tailed opossum) is the source of this 9000-nucleotide messenger RNA. RefSeq names its product phospholipase C beta 4 (gene PLCB4). Gene Ontology annotation, molecular function: calcium ion binding; phosphatidylinositol-4,5-bisphosphate phospholipase C activity. Gene Ontology annotation, biological process: phosphatidylinositol-mediated signaling; lipid catabolic process; release of sequestered calcium ion into cytosol. Lineage: Eukaryota; Metazoa; Chordata; Mammalia; Didelphimorphia; Didelphidae. The record is from RefSeq and is a predicted model, not a curated record.
CUCUCUUUUUAAUUUGUUUCUAUCUCUUAUUUGGUAAAUAUAUCUUACCCAUAGCCAUGAAAGGUAUAUGAUCUGUUUCUUUUUUAAUUUUUAAUUAUAUUAUCUUUAUUACACAGGUGACAUCUAUUUUGAAUUUACUAUGGAAUAUACUGUAAGCAUGUUUUUGUUUGUUUAGAACUAAUUUCUAGCAGAGUGCAUUCUAGUUUUCCAGAAGUUCUGGUGAAAUAAGAAAGUUCUUUCCAAAGUAAUUUGAUUUCUUUUCAGACUUAUUUAUUAUUUAUUUAUUAUUAUGUCCUGUUAUUUCUGGUUCUCUCUAGUCAAGUCUAAUUGAUCUAAUUCUCUAUUUUUUAAACUAACACUGCAGGUUUUGAUAAUUGCAAAUUGGCUCUUAUUUUUAAGUAAGACUGUAAUUCAAUUAAUGUCAAUUUGGAAGUAAUUUGCUUAUAAUUUCUAUUUUCUCCUUAAUUUCUGAAGAGUUCUGAAAGUCAUCAAAUAUAAAAAGUAAGAAUCGUAAAUAACUAUAGAUAAUAACUGAUGUUUAUGUAGUGCUUAAAAAACAAAGAAUUUUGUACUACUGUUAUCACCCCUAUUUUUUAGAUGAGGAAACCAAUAUCCAGAAAGGUCAAAUAUUUUGCUCAACAUAAUUUACUAAAGUGUUAGAGACAGAAUUUGAAUACAGAUUUUAUUGACUCCAUGUCCAAUACUCAAUUUUCUAUAAUACUCUUAUAUAAGGAUCUUAAAUUAAAUUAAGUAGUAAUUUAACUCUUGUAGGGUACAGCAUCAGUAUUAGAUAAAAUUAGCCUCUUGCUAGUAGCUGGACUUAAUAGAAAUUACAUCAUAUAUGUAUGUACUUUGUUUUUGCUUCAUUAGAAUACUCACAUUUAUUUUCUGUUUUGCUAAUGUUAAGGGUUUCUUUUUUUCUUCUGUUAUGAAGUAUUUACUAUCUCAAAGUAACCUAGCACAAGAACUGGGCUUGUCCUCCCUAUCUAUACUCUGAACAGUAGGAUAGGUGCUCAGAGGGUGACUACUAUGUCUUUCUUUGGUGUCCCAGGGAAAACUAUCAAGCAUUAGGUUGUUUUUCUAAUGCUGUAUUUUACAAACAAUCAGUGAUGCAUUACUCUCCCUAAUUAUCAGUUGCUAUCAAUUAGUUGUUGUUUAGUCAUUUUAGUCAUGUCUGACCCUUCAUAUUCCCAUUUUGAGGUUUGCUUGACAAAGAUACUGGAGCAUUUGCCAUUUCACUCUCAAGCUCAUUUUACAGAGGAAUAAUUUGAGGCAAACAGGGUUAAGUGACUUGUCCAGAGUCACACAACAUCUGAGGCUGGAUUUGAACUAAUUUUUCCUGACUCCAGGUCCAACAAUCUUUACAUUUCAUACCUAGCUUACACUUAUUUAUCAUUUAGAAAAUGGUAUUUUACUAAGGUUACAAUAUUAAGAACAGUUGGUACAAAAUAUCUCUUCCAACAACAAUAGCAACCUCAAAAUUCUGUGACCCAUCUACUACAUAUAUAUAUAUAAUCCAGGGGGGAAGUGAGUUUAAUUUAGAAUACAGACUAACAGAACUAUCUCAAAGUUCCUAGAAGUCCUUUUGCUAUAGUCCAUAAGAUAUUCCCCUUUAGAUAUGGUGUACUUUCCUGUGGGUUACUGAAAAUACUUUUUUCUCAAUGUCUCAUUUUUUCUUGGCUCCCAGUACAGAAACUACCUCUGACCAGGGCUUGCUUCUACUAUUUGCUAGGUAGAUAUUGGCAUCUCCAAAUAUGAACUAACUUACAGCCUUUAUGUGAACCCCAUAGGAUUUGACUUGAGUCUCCUUAAACAAUCCUUCUGUCCCACCCAGUUGAUAAGUUCAUUGAUAAGUUGUUUAAAUUCAGUUGUUCUCACUUGGUUAAGGCAGGUCCUUUAAGGGGUAGUAGUGCUGGUAAUUGGUUGACUUAGGCAACCCACACCCUUAAGGUCAACAUAAGUAAUGGAAAAGAGAAAAAUAUACCCUCUGACCUCACCUUCUGAGAUGAGAAGAUAGCUUGGUUUCCAUGAAUAUUCUAAUAUCAAUAACUCAUUAAGAAUUCUAAAAAGGACCAUUUGAUGGUAGUUUAAGUGCUACAGGAAUCUGUUCUAAGAGAUUUGGAUUGAAUCCAACCAUUCAUUUCGUUUGAGUAAGUAGAUAGGCUACUGUAUUUCAGUUUAACACCAAGCACAUGUAGCAUGCAUUAAAAUGAGCAGUUUUUUCAUGUUUUAGGAAAACAAUCACAUCAGAAUCCAGUAGGUCAGGAGUAUUGGACUCCUUUAUUUCAUUUAUUUAUUUGGGGGGAUUUUAUUUAAUUAAUUUAGCAUAUUUUUCUGUGGUUACAAGGUUCAUGUUCUUUCCCUCCCCAUUCCUGGAGCUCACACAAUAUAGGACUCUUUUAGACUGCCUUUUCUUUUUUUUUCCCCUUCUCUCCUGAAAAACAAAAAAAGAAAUUUGCUAAAGUUAUUCAUUUUACAUAUAAAGGACUGGAUCAAGUUCUUUCUUGUCAGAUCAUCUAUCUUAGUUCACUUGGUGUCACUAAUAACUUUAGUAUUCUGUACUCAGAUUUAAGUUAACUUAAAUAAACACUUUAUGUUUUUAUUAAAGAGAAUAGGUAAUUCUUAUAUCUCAAGUUUUUUUUUUUUAAAUUUUGCAACUUGGUUAACUAGCUUGCCUAGUUUUCUCCAACCCUUUAUUUUAUUAAUGGAAUUUCCAUGGUCUCUUGAGACCCAUCUAAUUUCUUUUAAGUGAGGUCCUGGGAAAGACCUAAGUGUGGCCUAAAUUCUAAAAUAUUGUGAAACUUGGGAUCUUAGGGAUUAGACCUAUUAGGAAAUUUAGAUAUCACAUGGCCAAACCCCACUUAUUUUACAAACAAGGAAACAAAGACCCAAAGAGAUCAAAUGUGAAGUGUUGGAGUUUACAGUUUUAAAAAUGCAAAUGAGUAAGAUUUUAGAGAGUCUCCUCUUAUUUUUAGCACAUUUUCUUGUCAGGAAUUUUGAAUGUAUCCCUCACCAUUAAAACAUGGAAACAGCAGCCAAAAAAACAGAAAGAAAAAUAAACUAAAAUUACUGAAACCAGACAAAGAAUUUUUUCCAUGUACUCCCUGCUGAUUAUGGCCCUCUGCUCCCUUUCCCUUCCCCUCAAAUUGUUUUAUUUAAUUACAAAGCAGGUUAAGGCAGAUGCUUCCGCCAAGACUUGAUUUGUUAAUUUUGCCUAACACAUUCACAGUGAAUUUCAAGGGUGGGAAAACAUGGUGGGGAAAACAUAAUGGGCAAGGGAUGGAACCUUUAAAAGAAACUGAGCAAAGUCAAUGAAAAGAGAAAGUGGGGGGUAGGGGAAAGGCAGCAGGGAAACUGUAGCUGAUGCUGGUAAUCAGUAGCUCACUGAGAGUGUAAUACACACUUUGGCAACCAGCUACAUUCCUGAAGUGACAAGAUGACUCGUCACUGUCUUUGGUUCAAGCACUGGUCUAGGCCUGGGCAUAUAAAACAAAAAAUGAAACUGUUGCUUUCUUUUAAGAGUUUACAUUCAAUCCAGGGAGACGUGUGCUUAUACAAAAUAAAUAAAAGAUGCUUCUUUAUGUAAGGGAGAGUCUAGAGUCUAGGAGUGGGGGUUGGGGUAAGGUAGAAAUAAAAAAAGGCACCAUCAAGGAAGUGACACUAGGAAGGAAACCAAGAAUUUUUGAGAGGAAGAGGUGGAGGCAGAAUGCAUUAAGAAUGCAUUCCCAUACCUAUACAAAGGCAUAAAUACAGCAAUUGGGAUGUCUUACAGGAGGAACAGCCAGAAGACCAGAUUGACUGGACCAGAGUAUGUAAAAGAGAAGAAGUUCUCCUCUUCUUGACUGACCAUUGAUCUCACUUUAUCAAGAGCUGCUUUCUUUUGGUGAUAAGGAUGGCCAAACCAUAUGAAUUUAACUGGCAGAAACCAGUCUCUCCAUUUAUACAGGAGGGAGCCAUUUUUGACAGAUAUGAAGAGGAGUCCUUUGUAUUUGAACCUAACUGCCUUUUCAAAGUGGAUGAAUUUGGCUUCUUUUUGACCUGGAAAAGUGAAGGAAAGGAAGGACAGGUAUUAGAGUGUUCCCUGAUUAACAGCAUUCGUUUUGGAUCUGUACCAAAGGAUCCCAAAAUACUAGCAGCUCUUGAGGCUUUUGGAAAAUCAGAGAGUGAUCUGGAGGGGAGGAUAGUAUGUGUCUGCAGUGGCACCGACCUGGUGAAUAUCAGCUUCACUUAUAUGGUGGCAGAAAAUCCAGAAGUUGCUAAGCAAUGGGUAGAAGGGUUAAGAGCCAUCAUACAUAAUUUUAGAGCUAACAAUGUUAGUCCAAUGACAUGCCUCAAGAAACACUGGAUGAAAUUGGCAUUUAUGACAAACACAAAUGGUAAAAUUCCAGUUAGGAGUAUUACUAGAACUUUUGCAUCAGGUAAAACAGAAAAGGUGAUUUUUCAAGCACUUAAGGAGCUAGGUCUUCCCAGUGGAAAGAAUGAUGAAAUCGAGCCUGCAGCAUUUACUUAUGAAAAAUUUUAUGAACUAACACAAAAAAUUUGUCCUCGGACUGACAUAGAGGACCUCUUUAGGAAAAUCAAUGGAGACAAAACUGAUUAUUUAACGGUAGACCAAUUAGUGAGCUUUCUAAAUGAACAUCAACGAGACCCUCGACUGAAUGAAAUUUUAUUCCCAUUCUAUGAUACAAAAAGGGCAAUGCAGAUAAUUGAGACUUAUGAGCCUGAUGAUGAGUUGAAGACAAAAGGGCUCAUAUCCAGUGAUGGGUUUUGCAGAUAUCUGAUGUCAGAUGAAAAUGCUCCAGUCUUCCUAGACCGCCUGGAACUUUACCAAGAAAUGGAUCAUCCUUUGGCACACUAUUUCAUCAGUUCUUCCCAUAACACAUAUCUCACAGGACGUCAGUUUGGUGGGAAAUCUUCUGUGGAAAUGUACAGACAAAUACUCUUAGCUGGAUGCAGAUGUGUUGAGCUAGAUUGCUGGGAUGGUAAAGGAGAAGAUCAAGAACCAAUUAUAACUCACGGAAAAGCAAUGUGUACAGAUAUUCUCUUUAAGGAUGUGAUUCAAGCCAUCAAGGAAACAGCCUUUGUUACAUCAGAGUAUCCUGUCAUUCUGUCCUUUGAAAACCACUGCAGCAAAUAUCAACAGUACAAGAUGUCCAAGUAUUGUGAAGAUCUAUUUGGGGAUCUCCUGUUGAAACAAGCACUUGAAUCACAUCCACUUGAACCAGGAAGAUCAUUACCAUCCCCUAAUGACCUCAAAAGAAAAAUACUCAUCAAAAACAAGAGACUGAAACCUGAGGUGGAAAAAAAACAGCUUGAAGCAUUAAAAAGUAUGAUGGAAGCAGGAGAGUCAGCAGCCCCAGUAAAUAUCUUGGAAGAUGACAACGAGGAAGAAAUAGAAAGUGCUGACCAAGAGGAGGAAGCUCACCCAGAAUUCAAAUUUGGAAGUGAACUCUCUGCUGAUGACUUCAGUCAAAAGGAAGCUGUUGCAAAUAGUGUAAAGAAGGCUGCAGAAGACCUUGAACAUGAAAACAAUAAAAAGGGAUUAGUUACUGUGGAAGAUGAGCAGGCAUGGAUGGCUUCCUAUAAAUACGUGGGCGCUACAACCAAUAUUCACCCAUAUUUAUCCACAAUGAUCAACUAUGCCCAGCCUGUAAAGUUUCAGGGCUUCAAUGUAGCAGAAGAACGCAAUAUUCAUUACAAUAUGUCUUCUUUUAAUGAAUCAGUUGGACUAGGUUAUUUGAAGACACAUGCAAUUGAAUUUGUGAAUUAUAAUAAACGACAAAUGAGUCGGAUUUACCCCAAGGGAGGCCGAGUGGAUUCCAGUAAUUACAUGCCUCAGAUUUUCUGGAACGCUGGCUGCCAGAUGGUCUCACUGAACUAUCAAACCCCAGAUUUAGCGAUGCAAUUGAAUCAGGGAAAAUUUGAAUAUAACGGAUCAUGCGGGUACCUUCUCAAACCAGAUUUCAUGAGACGGCCAGAUCGAACAUUUGAUCCUUUCUCUGAAACACCUGUAGAUGGUGUUAUAGCAGCCACUUGUUCAGUGCAGGUCAUAUCAGGGCAAUUCUUAUCUGAUAAGAAAAUUGGUACGUAUGUAGAAGUGGAUAUGUAUGGUUUGCCCACAGACACUAUCCGUAAGGAGUUCCGAACUCGUAUGGUUAUGAACAAUGGUCUCAAUCCGGUUUACAAUGAGGAAUCGUUCGUAUUCCGAAAGGUUAUCCUCCCUGAUCUGGCUGUCUUGAGAAUAGCUGUGUAUGAUGACAACAACAAGCUGAUUGGUCAAAGAAUCCUCCCACUUGAUGGCCUCCAGGCAGGCUACAGACACAUUUCUCUUCGAAAUGAAGGGAAUAAACCAUUAUCACUGCCAACUGUUUUCUGCAACAUUGUGCUUAAAACAUAUGUGCCCGAUGGUUUUGGAGAUAUUGUGGAUGCUUUGUCAGACCCAAAGAAAUUUCUUUCUGUAAUGGAAAAGAGAGCAGAUCAGAUGAGAGCCAUGGGUAUUGAAACUAGUGACAUAGCUGAUGUGCCAAAUGACACUUCCAAGAAUGACAAGAAAGGAAAAGCCAAUAAUGCUAAGGCUAGUGUGACUCCUCAGAGCAGUUCUGAACUCAGACCAGCCACCACCUCCGCCUUGGGAGCAGGAAUUGAAGGGAAGAAAGGUAUUGAACUUAUCCCUCAAGUGAGGAUAGAAGAUUUAAAACAAAUGAAGGCUUACUUGAAACACUUAAAGAAACAACAGAAAGAAUUAAAUUCUUUAAAGAAGAAGCAUGCAAAGGAACACAGCACCAUGCAGAAGCUACACUGCACACAAGUUGACAAAAUCGUGGCACAAUAUGACAAGGAGAAGUUAUCUCAUGAGAAAAUUUUAGAGAAAGCAAUGAAGAAGAAGGGAGGAAGUAAUUGUCUUGAAAUGAAGAAAGAAACUGAAAUUAAAAUUCAGACAUUAACAUCAGAUCAUAAAUCUAAGGUAAAAGAGAUUGUAGCUCAGCAUACAAAAGAGUGGUCAGAAAUGAUUAAUACCCACAGUGCUGAGGAGCAAGAAAUCCGGGAUCUUCACCUCAGCCAGCAAUGCGAUCUUCUGAAAAAGCUGCUGAUCAGUGCUCACGAGCAGCAAACUCAGCAGCUGAAGCUCUCCCACGACAGAGAAUGCAAGGAAAUGCGUGCCAAUCAGGCCAAGAUUUCGAUGGAAAACAGCAAAGCCAUCAGCCAAGACAAAUCUAUCAAAAAUAAAGCAGAAAGAGAGAGGAGAGUCAGAGAACUAAACAGCAGUAACACUAAAAAGUUUCUGGAAGAAAGAAAGAGACUCGCAAUGAAACAGUCUAAAGAAAUGGAUCAGUUGAAAAAAGUUCAACUUGAACAUCUAGAAGUCCUGGAAAAACAGAAUGAGCAGCUUUUGAAAUCCUGUCAUGCAGUGUCUCAAACACAAGGCAAAGGAGAUGCAGCAGAUGGUGAAAUUGGAAGCCGAGAUGGACCGAAGACCAGCAACAGUGGUGUAAAGCUCCACAACCCCAAUUGAAAAGCUAAACAUGUCCAAAUGCUGCCCCCAACCCGCAGACCCCUAUACACUGAGGACUAAAACCAUUUCCUUCUAUUUGUUAUUUUUCCCCUUCUGUUUAGGCAAGAUAUUGCCUGAGACCACGGAGAAGAUGUGAGUCUGCAUUCAGUUUUAACAUUUUGAGUACUGAAGAACCUUAGUCAACCAGGAGUUAUUAAUGUUGUGACAAGCUGUCUUUUCAAGAAGGCACACAGUUUAACCAUUUGCAAUUCAAUUGAAGUAUUCUUUCCCCAUCAUCCCAAGAAAAUGAGCUUGGUAUUCAAAACCCUGCUUUGUGAUAUACCAGGAUAGGUUUGAGUAACGGCAACAAUCAUGCAGAAAAUGCAUGCAUUGGAAAACUUCUUUCUGCAAAUUCAUCAGCAGAAAUUCUAGUGUGAUAUAUCAAUAACUUUACAGGAUAUUCCUUACAUCCAAGUUACCUCAUUAGUAAGUGCCAUAUCUUCAUCUUGCCGAAAGAAGCCAAUUUCCUGUAAAAUUUGUUGAUGUGGUUAAAUGAUGGAAAAUACAGGACAACUGUAUUUGUGCCAAAUUUCAUCAGUGCUCAAAGGUUAAAAGAAUUGCGUUAGGCACUUUAGGAAAAGUUUACAUCAAACAUUGCUUUAGAGAAUUUGCAUUUUGAUCCUACUGCUGCAGAUUCCCAAUAUUACAAGUCAUUGUUGUAUCUUAAAGAUUGUGAAAUGGAUAUUGGCAAAAGUUUGUAACUGUGAAAAUGUAUAAAAUAUUUAUACACUUUAAUUCACAAUAUUGUAGAAAAUCACUUAACUGUUGCCACAUGACAAGAUUAAUAAGCAGGAUUACUAGACCUGUGUUUGCAUGACACAAGCACCAAUGAUGACUAUAAAUGUGUACGACCACCGUCCUUCUCUUACCAAGUAAAUGCUGAUUAAACAUAUGGCACAGAAUAGCAUUUGACUAAUUAUCAAGACUUUUAGCAAAAUGAACCAAGUAUAUAUAUAAAUAUAUACAUAUAUAUGUGUGUGUAUAUGAAUUACGUGGGCAUUCUUGAUACUUCAAGUUCUAGUUUAAAAAGAAGUACAUAACUAAUUUAAUUUUACACUAAAAUAUUUAUGCAGAUUUUCAGAAUUUCAUAUCAGGAAAUAACCUUUUUAUGUCUGUUAAAUAUUUAAAAAAAACAAUUUGCUACAGUGUUAAUCUGCAUGGUCUUAAAGCCUGCUGUAGUUACAUUGCAGAACAGUGCAUGAAAGCAUUCCAUUUGGAAUUUUACCAUGCUGCCAACCAAUACAAAGGAGACUGCAUGGAAACUUGGUAGUUUAGAACCAAUCAGAUUACUGAUUUUAGUACACAAAGCACCUAUUGAAUUGUUGCAUAUGCUUGUACAAACUGAUUCUGUGUAUUCCUAUGAACAAAACAGAUGGCAAGAUAAAAUUAUGCUACCAUCAUCUUGAAAUUAAAACUUUUGAUUUCUCUAAUAAAAAGUUUAAAACAAA